Sinocyclocheilus rhinocerous is the source of this 2143-nucleotide messenger RNA. Its product is annotated as hyccin-like. The coding region runs from base 64 to 1209 and encodes 381 amino acids. NCBI's taxonomy places the organism in Eukaryota, Metazoa, Chordata, Actinopteri, Cypriniformes, Cyprinidae. Gene Ontology annotation, cellular component: plasma membrane. Gene Ontology annotation, biological process: phosphatidylinositol phosphate biosynthetic process; protein localization to plasma membrane. The record is from RefSeq and is a predicted model, not a curated record. The transcript is spliced from 6 exons.
GUUUAAUGGACAUGUAGUUUUUGAUAUUUCAGGCUGAGAUCUCCUGGCAGCAGAUGAGGUUAGAUGUUGGCCAUGGAUGAAGGCGUGGUGGAGGAGUGGCUGUCUGAGUUUAAGACUCUUCCAGACACGGCCGUCUCCAGCUACGCUGCCUCUCUGAAGGACAAGGGCUCUCUGGUUCCUGCGCUCUAUAAAGUUAUACGGGAGAAUUACAGCGACCUGCUGGAGCCGGUGUGUCAUCAGUUGUUCGAGUUUUACCGCAGCGGCGAGCCGUGUUUACAGCGCUUUACUCUGCAGUUCCUGCCGGAGCUGGUGUGGAGUUACCUGUCAGUGACGGCGGCGAGAGAUCCUCACUGCAGCGGCUGCAUCGAGGCGCUUCUGCUCGGCAUCUACAACCUGGUGAGAGCCCUGCUGAACAACACACGCUUCACACAAUGUCUCUGUGUGUUUCUGUGUGUGUGCAGGUGUAACGGUGAGGUGGAGCUGGGCUCGAGGGCUCUGGAUGAUGUGUUGUACCGAGCGCAGCUGGAGCUCUUCCCAGAAGCCCUGCUGGUGGGAAAUGCCAUCAAGUCGUCUCUCCACGGCGCCUCUCUGAAGGCCAAUAAAGAGGGAACCCGCUCCAUCCAGGUGGAGAUCACACCCACGGCCCCCCGCAUCUCCCGCAACGCCGUCACCAGCCUGUCCAUCCGCGGACACCGCUGGAAACGCCACGAUGCAGUGGAUUUGGGUUCCCCGGAUGAGCUGACGGAGAUCGCCGAGGUGGACGAGGGCAUCUGCACGCAGACGUCCACCACUCCGAGCAUCGUCAUCAGCAGCAGCGGCGGCGGCGGGAAACUGAGCGGGAAGGGCCUGCGCCGCCUGACGGGCCGCUCCAGCAAAGACAAGGACAAGGAAGCAGCCUCCAGCAUGGAUCAGCUGACACGCAAACAGCCCACCGUCCGUGCCAUGAGCGAGAACCUGGAGCUGCUGUCACUCAAACGCCUGACGCUGACCGCCAGCCAAUCAGUGCCCAAGAGCGGCUCGCUGAGUCUGUCACGCACCGCCAGCGCCGUCUUCUCACGCUCCUUCGAGCAGGUCAGCAACGUCCUCUCCUCCAAUCACGUCGCAGAAGCGGACCACGGGGGCGUGGCUUAUUUGGAACACCUAAGCCCCGCCCACCAGCCCCGGCAGCGCUCGCCCACCAUCAGUAUCCACGUGACCUCUGACCUGUGACCCUAAACAGAGACGCUCACUGCUGCCACCUGGUGGCAGGAAACUGCAGCACCUUACAGGAAGUCUGUUUUGUUUUUCCGUUCGGUCUUUUUGUUUCCGUCAGUCGUGAUUGAUUACCAAAGUCAUGUAUUUUUGAAGUGUUUUUAAAAGAUCCUUGCGAAGUCAGAUGUUGUGUAUUUUUUAUGACUAUUCGAGUGACUCACGUGUGUGAAAACUGCAGUUUCUCUUCUCCGCGUAUCCCAGCAUGCACUGGGCUCGAACCGAAGCCAUCCUUUCACCGUUUUCAUGGGAAUUUGUGUGCUUGGUUACAAACCCGAGUGGAAAAUCCUGUGGAAAUCAGACCAAAACAAGAGUCAUUUUUCAUGGUGUUUCUAAAGCAAUAUGGUUAUUAAUUGAAUUGCUGUAUGUGAGGCCAUAAGAGAUGCUUUGGCACAUGAGGCGGGCGGGUUAGUAUCGGUGGUUAAACUGGUAAUAGUUAACCAGCUGCUGAUGUGUCACUACAGCAGAGUGUGAUUAUAAGCCACAAAUCAUUUCUUGAUUUAAAAAUGAAUCGGUGAAUUGAUUUUUCUUCUUUUAUUGGUGCAGCACUGUGCUUUUGCACCAGUACUUGUCUGGUUUUAUUGUUUUCUUUUUUAGGAUGAUGUUUUUGAAGACGUUUUCUGCUCAUAAUGGUUUGUGUUUUUAAUUUGAAGUGGACCCUCAAUAACCGUGCUCGUGUCUGUGCUCAGAUCAUUUGGAGAAUGUGAAUAUUUUGUUGUGAAUUGUAAAUAUUAUUGUACUGAAGUCAUUUUUUGCCUUUCGUCAAAAAAAAGUAACAUGGUUACAGUCUCUGAAAAUAAAGAUUUCUAUUUCAACGUGACUGGAUUUUUAAAUAGCAAGAAAACAAUCUUUAUUAUUGUUUUACUGAUUACCUUUUAAUUUCAAAAACUCAAUG